AUGCUCAACUUGGUCCUUCGUCUUGUCGCCGUCGCGGCCUGCAUUUUCGGGGUUGCACUAUGCUCAUGGAUCAGCGAAGAGGUCCUGCGAGAUGAGCCUGGCUUUGGCACCACCAUGUGUAUCGACACGGCCUCGCAGAAAGGAGACGACGCCACCAUGUCACCCAAGAUGACCACGUCAGAGCCAGGGGAGAGGUUGGGAGUUGUCGCCAUUUCGUCAUCGCUUGCCCGCUGCUGCCACAAUCUCAACUGGAGCAAGCAAGCCGGCCUUCUUCUCGGAAACUUUACUCUGGCAUGCCACAAAACCGCCAGCCGCUUCACCAGCGUCUUUGGAAAGGCCUUUGCGAGGUUGAACCGUCCUUGA
Messenger RNA from Fonsecaea multimorphosa CBS 102226, 363 nucleotides. RefSeq lists its product as uncharacterized. The record is from RefSeq and is a predicted model, not a curated record. NCBI's taxonomy places the organism in Eukaryota, Fungi, Ascomycota, Eurotiomycetes, Chaetothyriales, Herpotrichiellaceae. Bases 1 to 363 code for a protein of 120 amino acids. The transcript has a single exon.